AUGGCAAGCUUCAUUCAAGACACGCUCACAAAGAUCCCCGGCGUCGACCCCCGUCCCGCUCAACGCUCCCAGUUCUUCUCGGGUCUGAACGAAGGACCCGCCGAGACCGCCUCUCGCAUUGCCGGGCUUGUCAGUAAGUCGGGCGCAUCCGACAACUCGCCCUACUAUACCUCCAACUUUGGUCAGCUCAUCCCUCACUCCGGACACCCCCUCAACAUCGGCGGUAUCCCGUACCAAGGCGAUCCGCUCUUGCUCGAGAAGCAGCAAGCUUUCGACCGUUCCAAGCUCGCUGAACGUAUCGUUCAUCCAGCGGGAUGGGCAGCGUUCGGCAAGUUUACAGUCACCAAGGACGUCACCCAUCUCACCAAGGCCAGCUUCCUCAGUGCGGUCGGCAAGGAGACGCCCACUUUUACUAGGCUCAGUACCGUCACUUAUGGGCGAGAAUAUCCCGAUGUCGCCCGAAACCCUCGAGGUUUCGCCGUCAAAUUCUAUACCGAGGAUGGCAACUUUGACAUGGUCGGUCUGAACUGGCCAGUCUUCUUUGUCCGUGAUCCCUUCCAGGGCCCAGACAACAUCCGCUCUCAGCAGCGCAACCCCGAAAACUUCCUGCUCGACUUCAACGCGUGGUUCGACUUCCUCGCCAACGUCCCCGAAUCGCAGCAUGCAGGUCUCAUGUUGCUCUCCGACCACGCCACGCCGGACGGGAACCACUUCUCGGCGUAUGGGUGCCAUACUUUCCGCUGGGUCAACGCCGCUGGCGAUGCUGUCUUCGUCAAGUACCACUUCCGUCCGCACCACGGCGCCAAGCAGCUGGACUUUGACCAGACAAUGAUGACUCAAGGUCUCGACCCCGACUAUUCCAAGCGCCAGCUGUUCGAAAAGAUCCACAAUGGCGGCAAGUUCACAUGGACGAUGAUGAUCCAGGUCAUGACGCCCGAGGAGGCGGCCAAUUCCGAGUUUGAUCCGUUUGACGUGACCAAGGUUUGGCCCAGGGGCCAAUUCCCGAUGCAGGAAGUCGGAGAGGUCGAGCUCAACCGCAACCCUGAAGAUUAUCACCGAGACGUCGAGCAGGCGGCAUUCUCGCCUGGGUCGCUUGUACCAGGGAUCGAGCUGUCUCCGGAUACGCUUCUCAACUGGCGGGCGUUUUUCUAUCGUGACGCUCAAUAUCACCGCCUCCAGUCGGCCAACAUCCACCAGAUCCCUGUCAACUGUCCAUUCAUGUCCAAGUUCCACUCGCCCGACAACUUCUUUGGGUCGAUGCGGAUCGACGGUGAUGCGGGCAAGAAGCCAGUCUACGUGGCUAUGGAGAUCCCCUUCCAAGUCGCCAGCAACGUGGUCAGUCGCCAGUCGCACUGGUCUCACGAGGGCAAGGCGAGCGAGUAUGAUCAGGUCAGGGAGCUGUAUCUGCGGGUGAUGACUCCGGAGCAGAGGGACCAUUUGCACAAGAACACCGCCAAGCUCCUUGUAUUCGCGGAUGAGAUCGUUAAGAAGCGCUAUCUCGUGCAGCAGUGCGCUAUCGCCCCGCAGUACGCCCAGGCGAUAUACGACCUCCUCCCUGCCGAGAAACGAGGGACGUUCACGAUGGAAGAGGUGGCGAAGGAUUCCAAGACGGCUCAUUUAGUCGGGAAGGAUCUGGAUUAUGUCAGCGGGGAUGGAAGGGGGUUUAUGGGUAUGCCGGUACCGAGGGCUCAUUAG
This is a messenger RNA of Dioszegia hungarica, 1695 nucleotides long. RefSeq names its product catalase. Gene Ontology annotation, cellular component: peroxisome; mitochondrion; cytoplasm. The coding region runs from base 1 to 1695 and encodes 564 amino acids. The record is from RefSeq and is a predicted model, not a curated record. Gene Ontology annotation, biological process: response to hydrogen peroxide; hydrogen peroxide catabolic process. Gene Ontology annotation, molecular function: catalase activity; heme binding. The transcript has 8 exons. NCBI's taxonomy places the organism in Eukaryota, Fungi, Basidiomycota, Tremellomycetes, Tremellales, Bulleribasidiaceae.